AUGUUGAUAUUCGCAUACUGUAUAUAUACACUUUGUGUCAAGAAGCGUCAGACUCAGACCUCUCUCCACUCCCUCCAUGUCAAUCUUGUCCUCCGUUGCUUCAGCGCGAUCUAUUUUGUCCCCAAGGUCAAACGGUCAUGCUCUGGUAGAUCAAUUUGGAGUUUUAUCUCCAGCUGUUCAAAGCGCUUCACAAUCGAAGUCGUCCCGCCGACGUCUAGCAAUCAUGAUAUUUUGCUCGUCGAUUCGGACGAAUUAUUCACGAAGCACACCGUCUCUGAAGCGAGAGCGGUGCAACAACGAUUGAGGGCUGAUGCCGAUGCUAAGCAGGAGGAAUUGCGUCUUAUGGUUGGCGAACGUUACCGGGAUCUCUUGCAAGCUUCGACUUCCAUUAUUGCAAUUGCGAAAUCGUCUCAUCGCGUAUUGGACGCUAUUGAGCAAAGUCGAGGGACGAUUGUAUCUCAGAGUGGUCUUCCUCCUCCGGAUACCGUCCUCUUAGAUGGCGUAGAUGACAGGCAUUUAUACACACUACAGGUUCUUGCUGCCCACAUGAAGCUGUUACUCGACGCUCCUGAGCAUUUAUGGCGCCUGAUAGAACGAAAAAAAUACCUACAGGCUGCGUGGUUGUUUCUACUAGCUCGUGUCGUCCACCGAGCCCUUGUGCGACAUGACGAGACUGAGGACCAACCAUGGGUCAGCGAGGGUGUGGAUGUGUCAACGGAAUUUCCGUUGGUUCAGAGGCAAUGGGACGUGGUAUCACAGUUUCGGUCGCAAAUUAUUCACAAAUCUACCCUGGCGUUGCGAGAAGCGUCGGCCUCAACUGAGGACACAUGCGCAACUCUCGUAACAUUGCAUUUAUUGGACUCCCGACCGUUGAAUGACACCCUCGCUGCUUUGCUAUCUCAGAGGUCAAAAACACUACAAUCAGUUCUUUCAUGGAUUCCAGACUCCCAGCUGGGCGACAAGGACCGAGCAACGAAACCGAGCAAAGGUCACGCGGCGAAUGCCGGAUCUAUACCAGUGAGAGAAGUCACGCAGGCUAUGAAGAAGGCUUUCAGUGCGAUAGCCCGAACAACAUGUACCGCUAAAGCCAUUUUUCAACAAGAAGGAACCAGUCCCCCUCUCAUCGUUCGCGUCUUGGACUCGAUACAAGCUGAUUCGUCUCAGCUUGGUUUCGACCCAAAAGAUUUACCUGAUGAACUCCGACUAUCUACACAAUCUCUCCUGACUCAACUCACGUCUUCGGCCAACUUCCAGUUGCUUCCUUCACACCUGCGGUCAUAUCGGCCAUAUGUUGAUUUGACCUCGUCAUCGACGUCUCUAAUCGAAACCCAUUUUGCACAACGCCUUCAAGAAUGGUUUCGAAAAUCAACGGACGGGUGGCAAACUGCCGCUCGCAAGUGGUUUUCUGGCCUACUCGUUGUGAAGGACGUCUGGUCCCUACGUACAUCAGUGAGGAAACGCAUUAUGACCUCCGGCCUGGACAGUAAAGAGAAAGAUUAUGUGCUUGCAAGUAUCGAUGAUGUCUGCCAUGAAAGAAUCAAUGGCAUUUGGAAGAAAGCGCUCUCGGAUGCAGAGAACGAAUUCAAGGUGUGCAUACAUGAUUCGACGUCCUCCGAGAGCUUCACAAAAGAUCCGUCACCUCCAGAAUUUCUCUUUUCACCACCACCGAUACCAGUGCUAUCUCAAAGCAGCAAAGCCUUUGCUGAUACCCAAUUCCAAAAAUAUCAGCUGGCAUUUAAACGCCAGCUUGUUGGUCGUUCUUUGCAACUAGAUGCUGUAUUGUCGACACUUGAGCAAUGUGCGCGAACGAUUCAGCAGGAUAUUUUACAUGUGAAGCUCCAUGGGGAUGGGAAACGAAUGCCACUUGUAGACCAACUUAAAAUCAAUUACCAACCUGCUGCGCAUAAUCUUUCUUCUAAUAUUGUUGCUAUAAUUCGUCAAACAACCACUGAUUUCAUUCAAGGCCAUGUCUCCGAUGCAGAACAGCUUGCUUUUCUGAGUCGAUUGACGGAAGCCCUGUCAUCUUCGGCUUUUGUUGAGGAUAUUGGUUGUUCUCCUGAAGCAGUGAAAGACUUCAGAAGAGAGGUAGCGUCUCUGAACAACACAGCCCUUCAGAAGUGGCGCGAGGUCAUCACCUCAAGAAUUGUCAACGAAAACAAACCCUCGAUCCAAAAGUAUUCGUCACUGGUUAUUGGCUCAUCACCCGACCUUCUCCAAUCGCUGCUUUCGAUUGCUGACGAAAUUCGUCACGUUGGGGUGGUCUUUGAUUCUAAUCGACAAAGUGUCAUUGUUCAAGAGACUCUACGUAGUUUCGUUAAGCUGUGGGCUAAAGAAAGCUCGAAGGUGGCCAAUGAACAAAAUAUUUUUGACCUGGCUUUCCUUCGGAAUAUAUCCGGUAUUUAUGGGCAGUCAUGGGAGGAGGUUUCGGAGAUUCUAGACACGGGAUUGAAAACUCUAACACCAGGCAGUGGGAAACGCGCAGAGAUUGAGACUGCCGCAUCGGAAUACCUUUUACGGAUGCAGACAAUGCUCUCAUCACUACUUCCUGCCCCUCCCGCCCUGUCCUUUGAUGCACCUCUCUUGCAAUUCGGGAACCCUCCGAUAAACCAAAACUAUCACAAUGCCCUGGAAUUGGCGAAGCCGAGCCCGAGGUUUGGGAUGCUGUUAGUGGGUAAUGUAGAGCCAUAG
Molecule: messenger RNA, 2688 nt
Organism: Cyclocybe aegerita
Lineage: Eukaryota; Fungi; Basidiomycota; Agaricomycetes; Agaricales; Hemipholiotaceae
Source: the annotation of a GenBank genome assembly